UUAAUAACAAAGCUAAUAAGGUAUUGAAUAAAACAUAGGCUACUUAAAUACGUUUUACCUUAUAGAGAACAUUAUGCUAGAAAGCAUCCUUGACAUAUAUGGAGUAAACUACAGCAGCAAACAACAAACGCAAUGCUUUCAAAUUAAUUCACAUACAUUGAGUUUACAAGCUGCAUAGCAUUUGAAUUGAAAGUAUUCCUUACUUUCAAUUCAAAUGCCAUGCAACUUCUGGAUAAGUGGCUGCAGUAAGGUUUUUUUCCCCAAGAAUAGAGGCGAUUGUGCAAAUAGCCAAUUCAUUCCCGCAGUCAAUCCCCGGUGGGGUCAACGAGGGUCCCAGCUGUCGAUUAUAAUGCUGUGUUCUGAAUGAGCUGAGCGGCUGACCAAUCAUUUUGGAACUUUGUGUCUCACUGUCCACAUAAUCAAUUACAUUUAUAGCGAAACAUACAUCAUCUUUUGUAACGCUCCGUGUGUCGUUUUCACGACAAUCAGAAUAGGCUAGACCAAUCAUUUUGGAACUUUGUGUCUCACUGUCCACAUAAUCAAUUACAUUUAUAGCGAAACAUACAUCAUCUUUUCUAACGCUCCGUGUGUCGUUUUCACGACAAUCAGAGUAGGCUAGAGCAGACAAUCACCACUUGUUUGGAGAGAACGUAAGGGGAAUUAAGGGAGAGAGAGCAUGGCGAUGGAAGGACUACAAAUCCCCGUCGCUUGCGUGAAAAAUAAUUCGCCCCUUUACAUUAGCCUAUUCCCCCACACCAUCCGCAAUCUCAUUCACUGAGUGGCAGCGUCGGAGACAACAGCCUACUUCCGUCUCUCGGUCCUGCGCGAGGAUUCGAGCCUCAAUAAGGAUUCUGCUCAGCUGUUUGAGAGAGAAACAAGCUUCCCCAUGAGGACUUAAUGCAGUGACAACUAAACAAAGAGCUAUCAAAUCACCACUGACCAGAAAAACGAAAAACAGGACUGAAAAAAAAAACACUAUACAAAGGACCUAUUAUCUUCUCCAAAUCCAAACAUCUCAGAUAGCUUACAUAGUUCCCUUAGUGUUUUGCUUGCGUGUUGCCUGUCAACAGAAUUACUUCAUAGAAAUAACGGUCGGGCUGGCUCGCUGGAAUCACACAGUUGAAAAACGUUAUGUUUUUCUAUCCAACCCAGAUAGCGCUGUUUAGUUGUUUGUGAGAUAUUUUUAUUUAUUUAUUUUAGCCCAAAUGAGGAGCAUACAUAGUAUGUUUGUAUAAGAAAAGCAGCAUUGCUCUGCUAAGUGCAAACAGCAAUGCAGCUGAAUCAUGUCCAUUGCUAGAGAGUCCCACCAGCACCAACACAGGUCUCCAUAUCUACUGUCAGGGCAGUGUACUUUCUACUGCUGUCUGCCCAGAAGUAGUAGUAGUCACACUAGUACUGUGUGCUAAUGUGGCUCUAGCUAUCCACUCUGAGACACUGGCCCUCAGAAAGAGUAGUUGCUACACGAGCUACAGCUAAUGGGGAUCCAAAUAAGCUAAACUGAGAUACAGUGAUACUCAAGCCUUAGUUAUCUUCAGUAGCCCAACAAACACGAUGUCAUCAGACAACGACGAGACGGGCUCCGACCUAUCAGAUUCCCUGGAGGUCCGUGAGGUCCUACAGUUCCAGAACCAGUAUCAGUACAUGACCCAUGACACAGGGAGCUGCUUCAAGUCCAAGAGUCUCCCCAUCCUGAAUGGGCCCUGUCUGUCAGGCUGUGAUGAGCCUCUGCUGGGGGAACCACGUCUGGUCCAUACCACCCAAACCUCCAUGGCCACAGCAGCCACCGACCACCACAGCAGCCAGCUCCAUCGCCAAACCCCCACUGACCCUGACUCUAGCCAGGCAGAGUCUCCCUCCUCUCUGACAGACUUCAAGCUCCAGUCACCCUCGGCCUCCAGCCUGAUGGGGCUGAGAAGCUCAAUGGCCACUGGAGCCAAGGAUAAGAAACUAGGCUUCUCUUUAACCCGCUUCCUCCGUAUCCCCGCCAGGAAGUAUGUGCAAGCCAUCCUGGCCGACUCGCGCUGCUUCCUGUUCUGCAUGUGCUACCUGACGUUCAUCCAGUCGCUGAUGGUAUCGGGCUACCUGAGUAGCGUCAUCACCACCAUCGAGAAGCGUUACAGCCUCCGCAGCUCCGAGUCCGGCCUUCUUGUCAGCUGCUUUGACAUCGGCUCUCUCUUCGUCGUCGUCUUCAUCUCCUACUUUGGAGGCAGGGGUCAGAGGCCGCGUUGGCUGGCGGUAGGAGGGGUGUUCAUAGCCAUAGGAGCGGCUCUGUUCUCCUUGCCACACUUCAUCUCACCACCCUACCAGAUCCAGGAGCUCAACUCGUCCACGGGCCACGAGGGUCUGUGCCAGAGCGGGAACAGCAGCGGGCGGGAUGCCUUGGACGUGGCGUCGUGCCCCCGAGACCAGGAGGGUAACGAACACAACCUGUACGUGGCGCUAUUUAUCUGUGCACAGAUCCUGGUGGGUAUGGGGUCGACGCCCAUCUAUACCCUGGGACCCACCUACCUGGACGACAACGUCAAGAAGGAGAAUGCCUCCCUCUACCUCGCUGUCAUGUAUGUGAUGGGAGCCCUGGGGCCGGCAGCGGGAUAUCUGUUAGGAGGAGUUCUGAUUGGUUUCUACGUCGACCCCACAACUGUCAUCCAUAUUGACCAGAGUGACCCACGCUUUGUUGGCAACUGGUGGAGUGGGUUCUUGCUGUGCUCUAUAGCCAUGCUCCUGGUCAUCUUCCCCAUGUUUGCCUUCCCUAAGAAGCUGCCUCCGCGCCACAAGAAGAAGAAGAAGAAGAAGAAGAAGAUGACCUCAUCAGUAGAUGACGUGUCCAGCGAUGAUGAUUUUAUGAUGGAGAAGGGGGAGGGACAGAACGUCCAGACCGGCAUGGGCUUCGGGAAGGACAUCAAAGACCUCCCCAAGGCAGCGAUAAGGAUCCUGUCCAACACGACGUUCCUGUUUGUCAGUCUGUCCUACACAGCAGAAUGUGCCAUCGUUACAGCCUUCAUCACAUUCAUUCCCAAGUUCAUAGAGUCCCAGUUUGGCAUCCCUGCUUCUAACGCCAGCAUAUACACAGGUGUGAUCAUCGUGCCCAGUGCUGGGGUGGGUAUCGUCCUAGGGGGCUACAUCAUCAAGAAGCUGAAGUUGGGAGCCAGAGAGUCAGCCAAGCUGGCUAUGAUCUGUAGCGGGGUGUCUCUGCUCUGUUUCUCUACGCUCUUCAUCGUGGGCUGUGAGAGCAUCAACCUGGGAGGUAUCAAUAUACCAUACACCACUGGGCCCACUCUGACUAUGACCCAUCAUAACCUGACUGGAGGCUGUAAUGUGAACUGUGGCUGUAAGAUCCAUGAGUAUGCCCCGGUGUGUGGCUCUGACAGCAUCACCUACUUUAACCCCUGCCUGGCUGGGUGCAGCACGGUGAGCAACGGCAGCACUGGGAUCAGGAACUACACAGAGUGUGCGUGUGUCCAGAGCCGACAGGUCAUCAGCCCUCCCGCUGGUGGUCAAGGCAACCAACUGCAGCUGGUCAUCGUUAAGACCUACCUGAACGAGAACGGCUUCGCGGUGUCGGGGAAGUGUGACCGCACCUGUAACACCCUCAUCCCCUUCCUCAUCUUCCUCUUCAUCGUCACACUCAUCACCGCCUGCGCUCAGCCCUCCGCUAUCAUAGUCACUCUCAGGUCUGUGGAUGAACAGGAGAGACCAUUCGCUCUGGGGAUGCAAUUUGUCCUGUUAAGAACUCUGGCAUAUAUUCCUACUCCCAUCUAUUUUGGGGCGGUGAUCGACACCACCUGUAUGCUGUGGCAGCAGGACUGUGGCGUCCACGGCUCCUGCUGGGAGUACGACGUCACUUCCUUCCGCUUCGUCUACUUCGGCCUGGCCGCCAGCCUCAAGUUCAUUGGCUUCAUCUUCAUCUUCCUCACCUGGUACUCCAUCAAGUACAAGGAGGAGCAGGCGGAGCGCUGGCACCAGCGACUACCCCCGUUGGGCACUGUCUCUGACCUCAUCUGCCACGUGGGGGGCCAGAAGAGCCACGCCCGAACCCGCUCCUGCCCGGUGUUCAUCCCGCCUUGCGACCACCCUCCCGUGGCACUCCUUCUCAACCGGGGUCACAGCACCAUCACCCUCGUUAACAGAGCAAUAAACCCGCCCCUCCCUCUCUGCUGAUGCCACACACAGUAGCUCCGCCCACAUAUGAGAGCAGGAAGUAAACAGACCACACCUCUUCCUCUUUAGGUCACACCUCUACCUGUUCCUCCCCGGGGGUUGUGACACGUGUCUUCCUGUUCCUGUCUCCACCCUGUUUCUAAAAUAUACACCAAUCAGGCGGUGGGGGCGGUGAUUUCCAUGGCUCUGAUUGACAGGCAGAGAGACCAAUAGACUGAUAGUAACAGGGCAUUUGUGGUAUUAAAGAGCUGGCCACAGUUAUAUGGGCGUGUCACAGGGGAACAGCUCGACUCCCUAUUGACCUACAGAGCUGUCUGUCUCUGCUGUGCACAUUAUUAGCUGCAGAGUGGAGGCUGGUGGGAGGAGCUAUAGGACAGGUUCAUUGUAAUGGCUGAAAUGGAAUUAAUGGAAUUCAGUCAAACAAGUGGUUUCCAUUGAUACCAUUCCAGCAAUUACAAUGAGCCCAUCCUACAGCUCCUCCCACUAGCGACACAGCAUGUACAGAAGUUAACACAUAAAUGUUUGGGAUCAAUUCGAAUUGAAGGCAGUCAAUUCAGGAAGCAAACUGAAUCGAUAGUCAAUGACUUCUCAAACUGAAAAGAAGCUAUUUGUGUAAAGUUUUCAAUUUUGGAAUUUUAAAUUCAAAUCACUUCCUGAAUUGACUCCAACCCUGAUACAUUUCAUAAAUCAAAAUGUUUGUGUAUCAACAUGAUCACAUGGUGCUACUGUACUGUAAAAUGGGCUGGGCAUUAGUAUAUUCUAAUAUUAUUCUUCUCAGAAGGGACAUGUGGGUACUACAUUACCCAUGAUGCCUCAUCACAGUUGCAGCGUUUCUCUCAAGCACAACAUACUAACUGACAAACCUGUUCUAUUCUAUGCAAGGUCCUGUGUACUCCCAUACAGACAGACAUACACCUCUCUGUACUGUAUUGACUUACUGUACCCCUCUCUGUGCUUGCAUCUCAAAUGGCACCCUAUUCCCUAUAUAGUGCACUAUUUUUGACCUGGGUCCAUAGGGCUCUGGUCAAAUGUAGUGCAUUAUACAGGGAAUAUGGUGCCUUCUGGGACACAGCCUAUCACCCAUUCAAUCACAUUAUACCACAGCUGAGCAUAUCCAGCUAAUAUUGAAUGUGGUUAGCAGCAACAUUAAACAGUACUAUUUAGGAGGGGAUUAUAUCGACUUAAAACUCAGUCAUACAUGAGACAUUUGUCCAGUUCUGUCUGUCCUUGUGACCAUCUGUUUAAACUCUUGGUCCAGAGCAGAGAAUGGGCCACCCAUUUAUUUGACUCUUCAGCCCCCUUUGAAACAGUAACUCAGGCUGUGUGGGCCUAUCAUUGGUUGCUGGCUAGCUGAUUAAUGCUAAUAGCUACGAGGGUAACCUGCUAGCCAACUAGCUUGCUUAUAUCCAAUGGCUAGUUAGUAGCUAAUGCUAAUAGCUACCAGGCUAACCAGCUAGCUAGCUAAUAUCCAAGGGCCAGAUACUGGCUAAUGCUAAUAGCUACCAGUCUAACCGGCUAACUAGCCUAUAUCAAAGAUUAUGGAUAUAGUGACAAGAUACAUGUCUCUCCAUCCUAACAACCGGAGUCAUUGUCCACAAAGCAGCACGACUGGCUGUCUAGCUCCCAGCUAUUCUUUCUUUGGAUAUGUGGAUACAUUUCAUUAUUGUAAUCCUGAAUAUUUGAUGAAGGUUGUUGACGUGAACCGAUAUAUUCAAUGAGAAGAGAUGCUAUGCUACUAGCCUCAUGCCAUGAAUAUGCAUAGCCAUCUUGAGACAACUCCUCAUAUGAAGUGUUUUUUCUCAAAGUUGCCGGGAUGUCAUGUGUCCUAGUUAUAUCAGUAUACUCGUAACAACGUAAGCAUUACAACACUUUUAUUAGAUCAAGUAAACCUCAUGUAGCAAAUAAGCCAUAAACAAAAUGUAUUGACCAAAUUCGAUACUCUUAUUAACCUCCGUACCAAGCAAGGCUUGGUGGGUGAAACAACGAACAAACGAGGGAGACAUAUUUCCCCUCGAGUUGGGCCUCUCUCUUCCUCUCUGCCUAUAUCCAAAGACGAGUUACUAACGAACUGUCCAACUAGUCAGGAGUGGUGGUCUGCACCAUAGAUAGUUAGUCUGUUUGGAGUUAGUCUUCAUUAGGACUUUAACUUUACUCCAGGGCAAUGGGGAACACAAACACAGUUUUGUAUUUAUAACAUAACAUUAGGUGGUCUUUGCUGGAAGGGAAAACUCAGUCAUAAUCCUCAUCCAAAAAAAUAUGACAUAAGAGAACUAAAAGCUGUCAUUUUAACUGCAAAUAUCUACAAAAUGUAUUUUUUUUUUUGCUUUUUACUGGUUUGAAAAAGUAUUGAAUUUGUUUUGAAUUGAAUUUCCCUUUUUAUGUUAAAGGGGUAAUUCGGGAUUUUGGCAAUCUACUUCCCCAAAGUGGAUACCAUUUUGAUGAAGGAAGUUAGAGGUAGUUUCGCGAGCCAAUGCUAACUAAUGUUAGCGCAAUGACUGGAAGUGUAUGUGUAUCUAGCAUGAACCCAGCCCAUUUACAAACUGACUCUACACUGGGUCCAAUAUUGCUUCAUUUCAGCAUUGUUGUAUUGACAUUUAGGCAUUUAAGAAGUAGUGUAGUAAGGAAUAAAUCAACAAAGCCCAUUAUAUCAACAGAUAAGUCACAAUAACAAGAAACAGUACAACUGAUUUUUUUUUAAUCAUUCAGUUCAGGAGUGACUGGGACCCACCCUCUGCUGGACAUAAACAUGAAUUGCAGCCCGUGAAAAAGACAGUGAACGGUCUACACUUUACCAAGGUUUCCCAGAAAUUCCAGUAAGAAGAUUUCCGGAAUCAUGAGGGAAUAAGCAUGAAAUCCAUAAUCCUCACGGAAUUUUUGGAAAACCUGUGAAAGUUACUGGAAUUUUGCAACCCUACACAGACCUACUACUAAUACUGUUUUUGUCAAACUGGACUGCUGCUGUGAAUUUACUACUUGUUUUUGUUUUCUAGGACACUUUUUAAGAACAUAAACCAUUAUGAACAGCAACUACAGUAUUUAUACCUUGUUUGGCAUGAGGCAUGCCUCAUAUCCAUUAUAUAUUUGCGCUUUUAAAACCGGCUUCCAAAGAACAGCGGAUUUAUCUGAUGCAGUGGUAAAGUUUGAUGAAUUAGGCUGGGAUUCAAUCCGAUCGGGCUUUGUCCACAAUGCAUGUUUUAAAGGCAAUGUUCCCGCGUGCGAGGAGACCACAGUCACAGUAAAGGCUGCAUAUGUUGGCUCAAUCGGAAGUUACUUUACAUUGUCCAAAGGCUGCGAUGGGAUUAAAUCCCAGCCUAAAUGUCUUUGUCCUCAAGUUAUGUAAGAGACUGCUGUGUGUCUAUGAUGAUACUUGGCUGAAAAAUGCCAAGUUAUGGUUUCAUAUUAGUAUGAUCAUGAAUUAGUAGCUAACUGUUCCCAAACUAUUAUCAUGUAAAUAUUUAAAGAUAUAAAAUCAACGUAUUAUAGAGCUUAAACUUAGUUAGAAGUAGGUAUUUAUGAACUAACCCUAACCAUUGUAGACGACAUCAUAAAAUGACUUAAAAAUACAAAAACAAGGAAACCGUAUAUUUGCUUCUCUGUGCCUGAAUGACCUACAGUAUUUUGCAUAGGAACGACCUGUUACAUUGAAUUUGGGGGAUUGGGGAGUGGGUUGUAUUUUGCAGUAUGUUUUUUUGUUGAUGGGUCCAUUUGAAUUGGUUGGUGUUGAAGCCCUCUCUUUGGCUCCAUCCAAAACGACUUAGUUUGCAUCUCAAAUGGCACCCUACUCCCUUUAUAGUGCACAUAGGGGUCUGGUAGUGCAAAAGUAGUCCCCAUGCAUCCCCUAUUUCCCACGCAACCUGGCCAUAAGUAGUGACCUAUGUAAGGAAAAGGGUGCCAAUUGGGACAGGAUGGUAUUGUUACCCAGGAUGCCCUUUACCUCCAUUCAACAAGGUAUAAGCAGUACUAUAGGAAGGCUUGAACUGCGUCCGAAAUGGCACCCUAUUCCCUAUAUAGUGCACUAUAGGGCAUAGGGUGCAAUUGCAGAUGUAGCCUUAGCCUUCUCGCAACACUUCUCCAAGGUAGACUGUAGACUUGCUUUCCAUCUCUUUCUCUCCUUUCUCUCGCUCUCUUUCUUUUGAUCAGUAUUUCUUCAGAACGUGUUUUCAUUAUUUCAUGGACUGACAGUGUACUCUGACAGUGUAUUCCAUCCCAAAUGGCACCCUAUUUCCUAUAUAGUGCACUACUACCCAUAGGGCUCUCUGGUCAAAAGUAGUGCACUAUAUAGGGAAUAUGCUGCUAUUUGGGAUGCAAACUGGAGGUCUGCAGCCCUUGAUUUGUGUUCCUCAGGAGCAGAAGUCGAAACCAUAUUUGUGGACACUUGGGCUCCAUACUUGCAAACAUUAGAACAUUUUCUCAGUCUCAAAAUGCGCAUCAGCCAAUUCAAAUCGGUGACAUAGUUGCACCUUGUAAAAUGCUAUAUGUUAGCUGUUCCCAUUACAUAAUCUGGCACAUUUAGCCAUAUGCUAACCAGGCGGCAGUGAUUAUUUCCUGUAAGAAAUUCCACAUCAGCCUAUCAAGAUCUUAGACUUUAUAUCCAUCAACCAAUGGCAUUUCUGAAAAUAGGUCAACUUGGCCACCAGAUGUAUAUUUUAAACUUCCAAAUUAAAUAACUUUUGUUCCACUUGAUCUGUCACAAUUGUAGUGUGCCAAUAUUUCAUGACAAUGAAUCCUUGACUAGGCUACUAAAAUUCAAGAGGCACAUUUUUGCUCAUCCAUUUCACACACGUUCAUGUGCUUUUACGGGAAAAAGAUAAAGGUCUAUAAAACGUUUAUUAAGUUUAUCGUACAUCGUUAGCGUAUGCCACUAAGGUGAUGUGAAUCUUCGGAGUACAGUAACCGUGGGUUAGAGGCCCCCCCAUCUCAUGAAGCUCAUGAAGGGAAAAAAAAGAAAAUUACCAGAAGCCAGACUUACAACACUGACCUAUCCGUCCAGUUGAAAUGUUGCAUGUAUUUUAGUAACUUUAAUUAGCUGAUGGUGCCGUUUGAGUCAUGUUAAAGAUGCUCUCAUGGAAAAGUGGCCCACUACGUUAGCAUUUGUAUUUGGCUGAUGCAGAAUUUGUUAACAGGCAUGAUCACUGCCACCUGGUCAGGUUAGCAUAGGGCUAAAUGUGCCAGGUUAUCUAAUGGGAACUUCCAAAGUCAUGUUUUAUCAUGUGCAACUACGUCAAUGAUUUUAAUUGGCUGAUGCACAUUUUGAGACGGAGAAACUCUGACCUUAAACUAAUGGACCCUUGGUUUACAAAUGCCUUGAAUACUUGAUAUGUGUCAUUAAAAAACUGUAAAAAGGA
Oncorhynchus nerka (sockeye salmon) is the source of this 9503-nucleotide messenger RNA. RefSeq names its product solute carrier organic anion transporter family member 5A1. Gene Ontology annotation, molecular function: protein binding. Lineage: Eukaryota; Metazoa; Chordata; Actinopteri; Salmoniformes; Salmonidae. The record is from RefSeq and is a predicted model, not a curated record. The transcript has 10 exons. The coding region runs from base 1552 to 4158 and encodes 868 amino acids. Gene Ontology annotation, cellular component: plasma membrane. Gene Ontology annotation, biological process: sodium-independent organic anion transport; transmembrane transport.